AUGAAAGCAAUUUUAUUUAUCGCUCUAAUCCUUUGUUUUGCCAAUUGCAGUCUUGAAACAAUUGGACUAAGACACAAACUAUCGUAAAUUAUUCAAGAACAUCAAUCAAGUUUACAAGAAAAACAAAUGUCUGGUGGUUGGAUCAAAUAACCAUUAGAGGAAUUUGAAUAACAAAACAAUAGCAUUCUUAUAACAUCUUUAGAUGCUGUUGAAGCUAAAUAUAAUUUAUCCAAAGAUGGAUAUGAAUAUGAAAAGCUACUUCAAGUGACUACUCAAGUCGUGGCAGGAAUAAACUAUAAAGUUCUUGUUUAAUAUGCAAAAGACGAUGCAAAAAGAAUCUUCGAAGUUCAAUAAUAUGUUGUUCCCUGGAACCAAUCUGCUAACUCAAUCACCAAAGUAGAAGAAAUUUCAUCAUCAAGCUAAUGAAAUAAAUUUAUAAUAUAGAAUAAUAUAAUUGUAUGAUUUU
Molecule: messenger RNA, 466 nt
Organism: Paramecium tetraurelia
Lineage: Eukaryota; Ciliophora; Oligohymenophorea; Peniculida; Parameciidae
Exons: 3
Molecular function (GO): cysteine-type endopeptidase inhibitor activity
Source: RefSeq, a predicted model, not a curated record